This is a messenger RNA of Anoplophora glabripennis (Asian longhorned beetle), 2821 nucleotides long. Its product is annotated as putative mediator of RNA polymerase II transcription subunit 26. The transcript is spliced from 6 exons. The record is from RefSeq and is a predicted model, not a curated record. The coding region runs from base 1 to 1920 and encodes 639 amino acids. Gene Ontology annotation, cellular component: cytoplasm. Gene Ontology annotation, molecular function: actin filament binding. Lineage: Eukaryota; Metazoa; Arthropoda; Insecta; Coleoptera; Cerambycidae. Gene Ontology annotation, biological process: actin filament bundle assembly.
AUGUUUUUAAGUAAUGCGCCAUUAUUUGUUACAGUAAAAGUAGAAGUGCACUCCAGCAGCAGUGGAGCAGGGUCAGAUGAGAACCUGUCAUCCUCCGACCUAUCCGAGCGAUCUGGCGACCAUGAAAAUGACUACGAAGACAUUUACCUAGUGCGAGAAGAAUCCAAGAAGAAGAAUUUCGAUCGGACAAACAGCCGUUCUCAUUCCAGAGAUUCCGGGUCUCACAGCCGCUCCGGCUCCGUCAGUUCUUCCAACUCCGGCUGUAAUGUGGUGGUCAAGCUUACUUCAAGUACCAACGGUUCAAAUAACAAUGGAAGUAACAAUGUCAGUAACAGUAAUAACGCGAACCAAACGAAUCAAGCUGUCAUUGCUAAUAAUAGUAAUACUCAAGAGAAGACUACCACGUAUAAAACGAACGAAUUCCUACCAAAACCGCAAAAGUAUGAGAAAGUUGAGAAGAAAGUUAAGAAGGAAGGCCAGAGUGAAAGUGGUCUCUCUUCAUCCCCAUCGGUGUUAAGCUUCGAAGAAGAACCGGAAAAAACCAAACUAGGAGCUCGUCACUCUCUUCCUCCCAAAACUAAUACCACACCAGCGAAUAAUUCUAGAGUGUUAAAGAGAGUUACUUCAGUUCCGAUCGAAGCUACCCCUCCGCCUCCACCCCCACCUCCACCACUCAAAAGUUUGAGCAACAUUCUUGACAUGGACGACGAACCAAGGGGAGCCGAGAUCGUGGAAGUAGUGGAAGAACCUACUUUAAGACCUUCUGAUAUCGUAAAAGGAAUGUGUAGAAGCAUGUCAUCUUUAACGGCCAGACGGCUCAACUCAUCAUGCUCCGAUUUAACCAUCGUCAGUUUAGACGCCGAAGACUCGGAGAAGCACGGCGGGAUCAACCUGGUGAACAAGCAGAGGGUCUUGCCGUUCAUUCCCCCUUCGUUCCCGGGCAGUGCGGACUCGAACAACCUGAUCAAACCGUCGGAGUACCUCAGGAGUAUCAGUGAUAAACGCGCUUCGAUUUGUUCCACCAGGAGUUUGUCCGAAAGCGAGGACACAUCCGACAAGCUGGAAGUUAAACAGGAACCAGUCAUCCCGGGUCCACCCCCACCACCGCUUCCGGAAUUACUCAAUGGGGACUUCCUGAACAACAACGCGAAGCAGGAACAAGCCCUUGAAAACAAAAAGCAGAACCAGCCCUUGUCGGCAAUCAGCAUCCAGGAUUUGAAUUCGGUCCAGCUGAGGAGGACGGAUAAGAUGAUGGCUUCGAAGACUUUCUCGGCUCCUACGAGGAGUAUGAGUUUGCAGUGUCUCCAGAGUGAGCCGUACUUGGCGCAAAAAACGGAUCUGAUAGCGGAGCUGAAGAUGUCGAGGGACAUCACGGGGAUAAAAAAAUUGAAGAUCGAAAGGGCCAAGACGGAGCAGCAUAAGGAGAAAGAGAUAUUCUCGGAGAUAUCGAGACAGUUUACAACGACGAAGUUCGUAGAAAAGGUACCAGAAAAGGACAACACCGGCAAUAUCAUUCCAGCAUGGAAGCGCCAAAUGUUAGCAAAAAAAGCGGCAGAAAAAGCAAGAAAAGAACUGGAGGAACAACUACAAAGGGAAGCCGAAGAGAAAAGACUGCAAUCUAUCCCUCAGUGGAAGCGGCAGUUACUGCAGAAAAAGGAAGAAGCUGAACACAGAAUGAGAACUACCUUGUACACACCAAAAGUGAUGGAUGAACUCAAAGUAAACAAACUUCACGAAGAAAAUUCGAAACAGAAUCAGCAAAAAGAUGACAAAAGGAGGGAAGAUAUCAACAAUAACGAUGAAAACGAAAAGAUAAUCCACGACAGCGAAUACGAACAGUCAGAUGAAGAACCAGCCACUAUAAUCCCCUGGAGGGCGCAACUCCGAAAAACUAACAGUAAAUUAAAUCUUUUAGACUAGUCAGUUGAUAAAAAAUUUGUUAUUGCUUAGCUUUACCUGUAGUCGUUAAUGUGUAUAUAGUCACAUGGUUUCACUAGAGUAUUAAAAGGACUGCCAACUUUUAAAUACUCUUGAUCAAGACAUAAUUUAGUUCUUAAUUUUGUUUAAUAUUAUUCCAAUAUGAAGUAUAGUGCAUUUAUGCGUAGGUCCUUGCACAGUUUUGAAUAGUGGAAUACUAAUGUCAUUGUCGUUGUUGUGUUGUGGUGAUUCAAAUAUAUUAUUUUAAAUACAUUUGUUUAAUGUACAUGGGAGAUUGAUCUUUUUAUAUUAUAAUACGUAUUUAAUAUUUUUAUUUACUCUAUUCCUUUUUGUAUAUAAUAUGUUUACCACCGAUCUACUGUUAACAUACAGUCUUUUAGUUCAUAAACAAUUAGGUUUGGGAACAUAAUAUACAUUAUGCUAUACGAAAUUUCGAGUUCAUGGUGUUUAUGUAUAAAAAGAGUUUUUUUUUGUUAUCUAUAUUUAUAGUUUAUUAGGUACAUAUACCGAAUAUUUUUUAUAUUGAAAUAUAUAUAAAGUUUGAUGCAAUAUUAGUAUUAAGUUUUAAAGAUACAGGGUGAAAUAUAUCCAACACAGUUUAACUGGGCCCAGUGGUUAAUAGUUACUACUGGGAUUUACUGAUCGCCCUGUAUAUAACUGCAGUCAAUGUAUGUGAUUCAUUUUUGGAUUAGUGUAUUAGUUAUAAUUGUAUCAUUUUUUGUUGCAAUUUCAUAUAUUUUUAUUGUUGCAACGUAAUAUUUUUGCUUGCCAUUAGGUAUUUACUUAUUUAAAUGAUUUUUGCUUCUACAUUAUUUAUCAAAAUUGCUUUAAAGGUUUGGGAACUAAUAUCUAGAAAAUAUAUUUUAUGGUUUAUUUACCAGUA